Messenger RNA from Solanum lycopersicum (tomato), 939 nucleotides. RefSeq names its product chalcone--flavonone isomerase (gene CHI2). Gene Ontology annotation, molecular function: chalcone isomerase activity. Lineage: Eukaryota; Viridiplantae; Streptophyta; Magnoliopsida; Solanales; Solanaceae. Gene Ontology annotation, biological process: flavonoid biosynthetic process. The record is from RefSeq and is a predicted model, not a curated record.
AUGGCUUGUGUUACUAAAUUGCAAGUUGAGAAUAAUGUGUUCCCAUCAAAAGUGGUGAAGCCUCCUAGUUCCAACAAUACCUUUUUCCUUGGUGGAGCAGGACAUAGAGGUUUAGAAGUUGAAGGGAAAUUUGUGAAGUUUAGUGUGAUAGGAGUGUACUUGGAAGAGAAUGUUGUUCCAUUUCUCGCGGUUAAAUGGAAAGGGAGAAGCUCUGAGGAGUUGACAUAUUCACUCGAGUUCUUCAGAGAUAUCGUUACAGGUCCGUUUGAGAAAUUCAUGCGUGUGACGUUGCUGUUGCCCUUGACUGGCAAGCAAUUCUCCGAGAAGGUGGCAGGAAAUUGCGUUGCUAUUAUGAAAGCGAUGGGAAACUACAGUGAUGCAGAGAGACAGGCUAUCGAAAAGUUCCUCAAUGUUUUCCAGAGUGAAACUUUCUCACCUGGUGCUUCCAUCCUUUUUACUCAAUCAGUGGUUGGAUCAUUGACGAUUAGCUUCUCUGACGAUGAUUCAGUUCCUGGCACGGGGAAUGUUGUUAUAGAGAACAAGCCAUUGUCAGAGGCUGUGCUGGAAUCGAUGAUUGGCAAGAACGGAGUUUCCCCUGCAGCAAAGCGUAGUCUUGCUAAAAGAGUAUCAGAGAUGUUGGAAAAGAGCAAUGCUGAGGAGUCUACUUAGGAUUCGAUGUGAUGUCGUUAAGGUUGGCUGAGUAUACUAGACGAAUAAUUUAGCCUAGCUUCUGAGAGUGUGUUUCGAUAAAUAUUUUUGAGUAUGGAAAUAACUAAUGACAAUAAGUGAUGGAAACAUUUCACUGUUUGUUGUGUUUUCAUCUUCUUUCCAAAAUAUGUUUGUGGUUGUAUGCAUCAAGUACUCAAUAAAAAUACUCUCUAUUGAGGUGUUUCACCUUUAUUGAUACUCAUUUGAUAUCAACAAGGUACUUGUUUUAAA